Molecule: messenger RNA, 1161 nt
Organism: Caenorhabditis elegans
Lineage: Eukaryota; Metazoa; Nematoda; Chromadorea; Rhabditida; Rhabditidae
Source: the annotation of a RefSeq genome assembly
CAAGCUGAGAGAAGAAAACGGGCCAAAGAAGCAAAGGAAGAAUUUCCAAAGUUACUUGCUGAAUGCGAACUCAAUGGACGGUCAUCGUAUUCUUCAUUCACUUCAAAGUUCGGAAAAGACCCUCGUUACAAAGCAGUUGAAAGAAAUCGUGAUAGAGAAGAUGCUUUCAACGAUUUUGUCGGCGAAUUGCAUAAGAAGGAAAAAGACGAGAAACGUGCUAAGAAAGAAAAACUGAAAGCAGCUUUUGUGAAACUUUUGGAAGAGCAGACUGGUCUCACGCGCAAAUCUAAAUGGUCAACCACGAAGAAAACACUUGAAGAUGAAGAAAGAUACAUUGCUCUCGAUAGUAGUUCUACCAGAGAAUCUCUGUUCCGAGAAUUUGUGGCGAAUCUUGGAGAUGAAACAGCAUCGGAUAUCGAAGAAGAGCAGGAACGUGAGAAGCGUCUUGCUGCUCAAACGGCCAUUGCAAACCGUCAGAAAGAAGUUGAAGCCGAACUUGGUAAUCAACUGCGAGAGCGCACAAAAGAAAGUGAGAAACAAAAGAUGGGCGAACACGAGGAUACCUACCGAAAUCUUCUAAUCGAUCUGAUAAAAUCUACCGAAAACAGUUGGCACGAGGCUCGACGCAUUCUUCGAAAAGAUGAACGCUAUGCAAAUUGUGAUAUGUUGGAUAAAACUCGCAAAGAGUCGCUCUUUGAUGAUCAUAUCAAAAGUUUGGAAAGAAAGCGUCGUGAGGCUUUCUUCCAAGUUCUAGAUAAUCAUGAGAAGAUCACACCAAUGAUGCGCUGGAGAGACGCUAAAAAAAUCAUUCAAGACGAGGAAGAGACUUUCGUAAAAAUUGCUAGCAACUCGGAGAGGAAAGUUGAGAGAGAUUUCCGAGAUUGGCAGGAGAGACGGCACGAUCACCUUACUGAUGAAUUCAAGGAGAUGCUUUCUGAGACAAAAAUCAUCACGCAUAAGUCGAAAAAAUUGAUGGAAGAAGGUGAACAGCACAUGAAGGAUAUUUUGUCAGUUCUCGAAAACGAUAAGAGAUGGGUGCGGAUGACUGCUAUGAGUGCAUCAGAACGGGAUCGUAUGCUAGAAGAUCAUAUUGAAAACUUGGGCCGCAAAGGAACACCGCCUCCACCAACACAACAAGAGCGGGAUCGCAGAAAGCAAUAA